AUGGAGCUCUCAAAUCAGCUUCUGCAGAAUGGCACAGAUGUCAAUGAAUUUAUACUCUUGGGACUGUCCAGCAACCCCAAAGCCCAACUGAUCCUCUUUGGUCUCUUUCUCCUUAUCUACUUGGUGGCCUUGAUUGGAAACACCAUUAUUCUUCUUGCUGUCUGCUUGAACAAGAGACUCCACAACCCUAUGUAUUUCUUCUUGGGCAAUCUCUCUGUGGUAGACAUUGGGUACACCUCUUCUACUGUUCCCAAAAUGCUGAUGAAUUACCUCUCUCUGAACAAGACUAUCUCCUUAGCUGGUUGCUUCUUCCAGAUGUUCUUCUUCAUGUCCUUUGGCACUAUUGAAUGCCUUAUGCUGGGUGUCAUGGCGUAUGACCGAUAUGCUGCCAUUUGCCAUCCCCUGCAUUACAGUGUACUCAUGAGACCAAGAGUCUGUGCCUUUUUAGCAGCCACUGCUUGGGCUAUGGGUUUGGCUAAUUCAGGUGUGCAUACUGGAAUGAUGACCCGUUUGUCCUUCUGCUUGAACAAUAUCAUCCAUAAUUUCUUCUGUGACCUUCCACCUCUCUUCCAGCUUUCUUGCACGGAUACUCAGCUCAAUAAAGUUGUUAUGUUUAUUGUUGGAGGAGGUAUGAACAUUAGUUCUUUUGUGGUUAUCCUGGUGUCUUAUACCUUCAUAGUUUUGGCCAUCUUUAGGAUCCACACAAAGGAUGGGCGUCACAAGGCCUUUAACACUUGUGCCUCUCACCUGAUUGUAGUCAAUAUAUAUUUUGGCAGUGGUAUGUUUACGUAUCUUUUGUCUAGUUCAUCUUACUCCCAGGAAAAGGAUCGAGUCUUGCCUAUUCUAUAUGGGAUCAUUACACCAAUGCUUAAUCCAAUCAUAUACAGCUUGAGGAACAAGGAUGUGAAAGGUACACUGAAGAGGUUGGUCACCCACCAGACAGCUGAAGCAAGCCAUGGGGUUUGA
Eublepharis macularius is the source of this 966-nucleotide messenger RNA. Its product is annotated as olfactory receptor 1020-like. Gene Ontology annotation, cellular component: membrane. The transcript has 2 exons. Lineage: Eukaryota; Metazoa; Chordata; Lepidosauria; Squamata; Eublepharidae. Bases 1 to 966 code for a protein of 321 amino acids. The record is from RefSeq and is a predicted model, not a curated record. Gene Ontology annotation, molecular function: G protein-coupled receptor activity; olfactory receptor activity. Gene Ontology annotation, biological process: G protein-coupled receptor signaling pathway.